Paramecium sonneborni is the source of this 350-nucleotide messenger RNA. The record is from the annotation of a GenBank genome assembly. NCBI's taxonomy places the organism in Eukaryota, Ciliophora, Oligohymenophorea, Peniculida, Parameciidae.
UAUGAAUGAUGAUUUCGAUAAUGUGGCAUUCAUCCCAAAUUAGAUUGCAGAAAAAGCAUUUUAAAAAGGCGUGACUGAAGGAAAAGCCAAAGUUGAUGCUAACAUUUAUAAUGAUUCUUAUAUUAAAGGAUGGAAUCAAGGAGCAAUAGUAGGCAUGAUUGAAUCUCAAAUAUCCAUUUUGAAAAUUAUUGAUCCUACUCUUUCAAUUCAAAAAUAUGAAGAACAAUUAAAAAAAUUAGAAUCUAUAGAGGAUCUAAUCAAAUUAAGGAAAACCCUAACUAUGUUAUAUCCAUUAAAAGGACUUAUAUAAUUGAAAAAACAAAGUUUGGAUUUCUGAUAUUUUAUAAUCA